CAUAACUGCUCAUGAAAUUGAACGUCGCAAUAACUCCAUUGCUCACUAUUUACUCUUCAAUUCCCUUCUUUUUCAAAUUUAAAAUUUCACUCUCACCACUCCCAUUCUCCACCUCCAGUGCUUCCCAACCACGCCGCCGCCGCCGCCGCCGCCGCAACCAUAAUGAACUCACCAUGCGCAGAGCCAAAGCUUCGAUGUAGAGUUAAAGAUUUAGUAGCAUCAUGUUUCAAUACUCGCCGCCUACCUCUAGAGGAAGAGGAAGCAGCUGACAGCAAACGGCCGCCUAAAACAAGCUUGAAAGCGUCUACUUCUUCACAUAAGAGCGGCGGCGGCAGUUGGCGGGCGGCGGCGGAGGCUGAGCCGCGCUUUGCUGAGGAAGACUACAUAGUUUUCUGCUUCGGAGAAGAUGGGGAAAUUCACAUGAUAAAUAAUGACAGAAAAUCAUCAGAAAUAUUACAACCCUGCUGCAGCGUUAGUACCACAAAGAUGAUGAAGAAUGAAGUUGAGCAGCCAAAUAUUAGUGGAAGCAAAAUGGAGUCCUCUUUUGAGUCGUGUGAUUCUAGCCUAUCAGAAACCAGCACCUGCAGCUCCUUUGCCUUCCCAGUGUUGGGAAUGGAGUGGAUAGGCAGCCCCCUUCACAUGCCCAACGCAGAAAAACGCAACGCCUGCAGGCGAUGCGCUACGCUAUGAAUAUUUUUAUUUGAACCACUCCCUAUAUAUAUAUAUAUAUACAUAAAUUGAUUUUUC
Molecule: messenger RNA, 747 nt
Organism: Salvia miltiorrhiza (redroot sage)
Lineage: Eukaryota; Viridiplantae; Streptophyta; Magnoliopsida; Lamiales; Lamiaceae
Exons: 4
Coding region: 163-690 (175 amino acids)
Source: RefSeq, a predicted model, not a curated record